UCCGAAAAAAAAAUAUAUAUGUACAUCCGGCUGUUUUUGAAAAGGAUCUGUUUAUUCUGUAUGAAAUUGGAUAAAUCAGCUAAAGUGCUAAUGUUUAUUGUCGUGUUUUGAGGAAUCGAGUUGUUUCAAAUUACAUAACGAAGAGUUCCGUUUGUGCGAAUGAGUCGUUGAACAAUAGUCAAUAACAAUAUUGACCGAGGCAAGCAUUUCUUUGUAACGAAUCAUCGACUGAACUUGUGUAAACAUGGGAGUAUCAAGUCUAACUCCAGACAACAGUGGCCCCACACUUGACUUAUCAGCUCAAAGCCUUCAAAAGUUGGAGCCAGAUUUUCCAUGUCAGGAGGACACCCACACACUUAUCCUGGACCACAAUCAUAUCAUCAAGCUGGAGCACCUGGACAAGAGUCACAGGCUUCAGCAGCUCUCUGUGGCCAAUAACCGGCUUGUCCGGAUGAUGGGUGUAUCCCGCCUUACUGAACUCAGGGUGCUAAACCUGCCCAACAACAGCAUUGGUUAUAUUGAGGGACUGAAGGAUUUGGUGCAUCUGGAGUGGCUCAACCUGGCUGGGAACAAUAUCAAGGUCAUGGAUCAGCUCAGCAACUGCUCAGCACUUCAGCACCUAGACCUUUCUGACAACAACAUCUCUCAGAUCGGUGACCUUUCCAAGCUCUCCAUUUUGAAGACACUCCUCUUGCAUGGGAAUAUCAUCACUACACUACGCACUGGCCCAGCACACCUGCCUCCCAGCCUCCAUGUUCUCUCCCUCGCUGAAAAUGAGAUCAGAGACCUUAAUGAGGUGUCCUACUUGGCAUCCCUUCCAGAGCUGGAACAGCUGUCUGUCAUGAGUAAUCCCUGUGUGUUGUCCACACCAUCCUUGCCUGGAUACGACUGCCGGCCAUACAUCAUCAGCUGGUGCCUGAGUCUGAAGAUCCUGGAUGGAUACAUAGUGUCACAGAAAGAAGGGCUAAAAGCGGAGUGGCUCUACAGUCAGGGUAAAGGUCGCUUGUUCCGGCCUGGGCAGCAUGCGCAGCUGGUACAGUACCUGGCUACUGUCUGCCCCCUCACCUCUGCAUCUGCACUCCAGUCUGCAGAGGAUGCUAAACUGGAGAAAAUUCUUAGUAAACAGAGGCUUCAUCAAAGACAGCUGCUGCAGCAGACCCAGAGAGUAUCCCAGAACCCAGUGCGGCCCAUGCAGCUGGAUGUAGAACAGCAGCGCCCUCGCCAUGUCCAGCAGUCUGGGCUGAAGGAUAGGCCAGCCACACCUGAGACAGGAGUGUCCUGGAAACAGAUAGCUGAGCCAGCUUUAAAGGUGAACACAUGGGUGGCAGGUGAUCAUUCCUACAGUAUAGCUCCUUGUGGCCCCACCCCUGCAUCUUGCGGGGAGACUCUGUACCUGGAGGAUGUGCAAACGGAUGAGGAUAAGCUUAGCUUCAGCCUACUCUCCUCUGACUCUGCCUUACUGCACCCACCUGUGACCAUGUCAUCCACAAAGAGAGAGAUGGAUGAGCCUGUCUCCUUAGCUACUGAAAGCACAGACGCAGGGACUGGUCAGGAGUAUCCUUACACAGAACCUGAAAAAGAGUUGGUCCUAGGUGACUGCUCAGAUUGCACCGUCGUGGAAGUGAGCCUGCAACAAGCACAACGGUGUGAGGCUGCAGAAGCUGCGCUGAAGAUCCAAGCAUGGUGGCGUGGCUACUGGACCCGACGGCACCAUCUGCAGGCUAGAGAGGUCCGGGCUGAGAUCCGAUUGCGCAGGAUGCAAGAACACAUAACCUUCCUUUCGACCGAGCUGGAAUGUGUACGUAAACAGCAGGAGGAGGAGAGAUUACAGAGGAUGGUACAAGAGGAGGCUGUGAAGUUUCUGUGGAAACAGCUGCAAUCUAUGCAGGAAUGGCAGCGCAGUAUGGAGGAGCGUCUGGGUGCUUUCGGGGGCAUGCCUGUGCCCGCUGCUGUUGAGCCCCCUACACCAGACUGCAGCAGUGCUGCAUCCCCUUACCCUGCCCCUGGUCCCUUGUUCCUGCCUGACUCGGGCUUUCAGUCAUCAGGGCUGCCACAUGGAGUGAUAGAUAUCCUAAGCAGCGAGCCUGGAGAUUUUGUGGAGACUGAGGUCGAGGAUCAGGACUGCAUUCUUCUGCAGCAGUACCUCUGCUCUGUUCAGCAGUGUGAGGAUGAGGAGCAGAAUAGUGAGGGGGACAGUGGCAUUAGAGGGUUACCCUUAUCUCCAGCUCCCCAAGAUGAGCAGCCUAAUGAAUAAGUACCAGCAACAAAAAAGCCUGGUAUUUCUUCAGACCCCACAACCCUGAUGAGGAACCUGAUGUGGAUUUCAUUAUUCAUAUUGACUGUUUGAAGUCCUGCAACUGAAACUAUACUCUGCUGCAAACAACACUGAAAAGACCAAUCAUCUCUAAAGCUGCAUUCCAUCUUCACGGUGAUGGUCUUAUAAUAUAUAAUGCAUGUAAAAAUCACAAAUUGUGUCUUAAUAAUGAUACCUCCAAGAAUUGCCAAAUGCCUGCUGUAUGCAAUAAGUAGCUGGCCUAGAGGUUUAUGCAGUACGAAGUGGGCUCAGUAAGGAAGGUAUGUGAUCGGAAUAAAUGGAGACAACCAUUUGUCUGCAUGGAUUCCCCUGAUGUCAGCAUGCUGAGGAACACCUUUUGCCAAGCUGUACUCCUAUCUUAAUAGUACCUCUUUGCAUGACGAGCUUAUAGUUGCAGCAUUUUCUGCAUGUUAGGAAGUUGUCAGCUUUGAUAUUUCAAGGAAUACUGGGUAUCCGUGUUAAGCAGUGGUAAUGCACUUAGUCACAGGCUUGUCAUUAAUCCACACCAAGUUCUGUAAAGCUGCUCACAAUAUCUUUUUUUUAUAAUAAAACUUUGUUGCUCCAUCUGAACAUAUGAAA
This is a messenger RNA of Brienomyrus brachyistius, 2893 nucleotides long. RefSeq names its product centrosomal protein 97 (gene cep97). The coding region runs from base 245 to 2254 and encodes 669 amino acids. The record is from RefSeq and is a predicted model, not a curated record. The transcript has 11 exons. NCBI's taxonomy places the organism in Eukaryota, Metazoa, Chordata, Actinopteri, Osteoglossiformes, Mormyridae. Gene Ontology annotation, molecular function: protein binding.